Molecule: messenger RNA, 625 nt
Organism: Gamsiella multidivaricata
Lineage: Eukaryota; Fungi; Mortierellomycota; Mortierellomycetes; Mortierellales; Mortierellaceae
Product: signal recognition particle, SRP9/SRP14 subunit
Exons: 4
Coding region: 49-435 (128 amino acids)
Biological process (GO): SRP-dependent cotranslational protein targeting to membrane
Cellular component (GO): signal recognition particle, endoplasmic reticulum targeting
Molecular function (GO): 7S RNA binding; endoplasmic reticulum signal sequence receptor activity
Source: RefSeq, a predicted model, not a curated record
AUUCUUUCGUCCAUCCUUUUUGACAUCGCCAUCAACACCGCGGACAAGAUGCUCCUCGACAACGACAAGUUCCUAACCAAGAUGGCCAAGGCCUUCGAGGACUCCAAGACUGCAAGGACCGUAUACCUGACGAUGAAGAGACAUUCCUACUCUACCAAGAAGAUCAGGGAAGCGGAGGAAGCUUCAGAAAAGGCGACUGGCGACACUGUCAUGAAGGCGGAUGCUCAGGAUAAGGAGUACUCAACAUUGAUCCGCCUCACCUCUGGCACAAAGACGAAACUGAGCACCCUUGUCCAACCUCAGGAUCUAGAUCGAUUCAUGGUUCAGUACACGAAUAUCAUCAAGAUCAACAUGGACGCACUCAAGAAGAAGGAGAGGAAAAAGGCUGCCAAAUCGGCCAAGGAAAAGGCCAAGGCCAAGAAGGCCACCGCAUGAGAAAAAAAAAAAGAACAGCAACGACAACAAAGACACAGUUUUGACACGGACACAGCAAGGAACCAGUGCUGAUAUGCAAUACUUAGCAACGGACAAGACGAACUCCUGUAAAAUAAUAAAACCAUUGCCAUGCAUGAACACUACGGAACGGUCGCUCCAUUGCUUGAUAAUGAGGUCUCUUUUGACAUGU